Zophobas morio is the source of this 615-nucleotide messenger RNA. RefSeq names its product N-alpha-acetyltransferase 20-like. Gene Ontology annotation, molecular function: protein-N-terminal amino-acid acetyltransferase activity. The record is from RefSeq and is a predicted model, not a curated record. Gene Ontology annotation, cellular component: NatB complex. The transcript has 6 exons. The coding region runs from base 38 to 565 and encodes 175 amino acids. Gene Ontology annotation, biological process: N-terminal peptidyl-methionine acetylation. NCBI's taxonomy places the organism in Eukaryota, Metazoa, Arthropoda, Insecta, Coleoptera, Tenebrionidae.
AGCUUAGAAGUAUUCCCAGAGCAAAGUUUUGCACAGUAUGACUUCCUAUAGACGCAUGGUCUGUGACGAUCUAUUCAAAUUCAAUAAUAUAAAUUUAGAUCCUUUGACCGAAACUUUCAAUAUCGGUUUUUACUUACAAUAUUUAGUCGCUUGGCCAAACUUAUCUGUAGUAGCCGAGGCACCCGAUGGAAAACUUAUGGGCUAUGUAAUCGGAAAAGUGGAGGGCACUUCAACUGAUUUUCAUGGCCAUGUUACUGCUUUAGCUGUUGCUCCAGAAUAUAGAAGACUUGGACUAGGAGAAAGUUUAAUGCAUAUCCUUGAAGAUUCCUCUGAGAGAGUGGAUGCUUACUUUGUCGAUCUUUUUGUUCGGGUAUCCAAUGUAGUCGCCAUCAACAUGUACAAGAAACUUUGCUAUGUAGUUUAUCAGCGUGUUUUAGACUAUUAUUCUGGAAUUUCGCCUGAAGAUGCUUUCGAUAUGAGGAAGGCUUUGCCUCGAGAUAAGGAAAAAAAGUCUGAAAUUCCCAGAGGAAGAGAUGUUUACCCCUAUGAACUACAGCACUUUUAAUUUAGUAAUUUACAAUAGUUACAAGAGGAUUCCCAUGUAUCGAACGGUAU